GGAGGGAGGCAGGCUCGGCUCGGUCCCGCAGCGGCGGAAGGGCCGCCCCCGCCCGGGACUGCGCUGCUGCGCCCGCCGGAGCCGGGGCACGGCACGGCGCCGGGAUGGGCCGCACGGUCGUGGAGCUGUUCUACGAUGUCAUCUCGCCGUACUCCUGGCUGGCGUUUGAGGCUCUCUGCCGCUACCGGCACGUCUGGAACAUUGACCUGCGCUUCCGUCCAGCUUUCCUUGGGGGAAUAAUGCAACAAACUGGUAACAAGCCACCAGCAAUGUUACCAAAGCGAGGUGAAUAUCUGCUGAAGGAUAUGAAAAGGAUGGCAAAAUACUACCAGGUGCCUCUCCGCAUGUCUGCAGAUGCCUUCCAGCAUAUCAUGGGCACAAACAGUCUGACGGCCAUGCGCUUUAUCACAGCCAUUGACAUGACAAACCCUCAGUACCUGGAGCCCUUGUCUAGGGAGUUCUGGAUGCAGUUUUGGUCAAAGCAUGAAGAUAUCACUCAGCCAGAGAACAUAUUGGCUAUUGCCCGACAGGCUGGGCUAUCAGGAGAGCUCUCCCAGAAGGCGCUUGAAAUGAUUUCAUCUGCUACAGUGAAGGAGCGACUGAAAGAGACAACAGCUGAAGCGCUGAAAUACGGGGCAUUUGGGAUGCCUGCUGUUGUGGCACAUUAUGAUGGGGAACCUCACCUGUUUUUUGGCUCGGAUCGUUUAGAGCUGCUAGGCAACUUUAUAGGUGAAAAAUGGCUGGGACCAGUUCCAAGCCCCAAGCUGUGAAAAGUCCCAGGGAAAUACAUAGGCAGGAAAAUAUAUAUGUCAAUCUUCAGUGAUUAUCUGAAAGUGUUCAAUUCUAUGGAGAGAUGGCUUUCUCAACCUUAACACUUUAUUGCAUCUCUAAUUUUGAAGAAUUUCAAGGUUUGCCAGUAACACCAGCCUGGUGAGGUGUUUACUAAAUACAAAUGUGCUUCCUUUCUUUCAACAGCUCAAAGAUUAACAUUAAAGAUUUAACUUCUUGCGGA
Messenger RNA from Oenanthe melanoleuca, 1012 nucleotides. It is a transcript of the gene GSTK1, whose product is annotated as glutathione S-transferase kappa 1. The coding region runs from base 105 to 770 and encodes 221 amino acids. The transcript has 8 exons. Gene Ontology annotation, cellular component: mitochondrion; peroxisome. Gene Ontology annotation, biological process: glutathione metabolic process. Gene Ontology annotation, molecular function: glutathione transferase activity; glutathione peroxidase activity. NCBI's taxonomy places the organism in Eukaryota, Metazoa, Chordata, Aves, Passeriformes, Muscicapidae. The record is from RefSeq and is a predicted model, not a curated record.